AUGCCCUUCAUCUUUGUAUCCUUGGCUAUCGUCCUUCCUGCAUUAAUCUUCUUGACCACAAAACGAGUUCCAUGCAGAGUUAUUCACCUAGAAUCCCGAUGGGAAAGCCUGGUUUGGACGUUGCGGCUCAUGAAGUCGAACAUCGUAUUUCCAGAAACUCUCGAUGACUGGAAUUUGAAGAAUCUCGAAGAUACAGACGCAGAUUUUGUGUAUAUACAUAGUUGCUGGAUGUUCGUGCUCCCGUUCUUCGUUUCGCGAGGAUACGCGAUGUAUCAACAGGAUCCUGUCGGCCUUGGAAAUCUGAACCCUCCUCCCUUUCCACCGGCAGCAAAAGUGACAUCGUACCCUUAUGCUCGUCAACUCCCAACUAAGGCUCCCAUCCCGAGGACUGUGUGGGCACCACGUAUAUGGGCAGCUCGCGAUGCACUUGGAAGGGAUGUUAUAAUCAAGGUGAUAUCUGAAGUCGACAACCCGUCAAAUGAGCUGAAGGUCAUGCAACUGCUUAACAGCAAAAGGCUGCGAUCCGACCCCGCCAACCAUACCAUCUACGCCAUCGAAUACAUUACUUUCGACAAAUUUGUAUUUGUGGUGAUGCCCAGAUGGAAUAAUGCUAUCUCUCCUGAAUUUGCUAAUGUUUCUGAGCUUAUGCAUUUCACCAAGACAAUCCUUGAGACUUUCGAUUUUUUGCACCGUAACAAGAUUGUGCAUCUGGACUGUCUUUCACAAAACAUGGGUAUGAACGCUGUUAUGAAUACUGGGGAAAUAGAUCGUAGGACAGGACUUCGAGAUCCAAAGGAAGUUCGCUAUGCCCUAUUUGACUUUGACGCUGCUGUCAUUUUUCCUGAGGACACUGUCAUUGAAGAGGCGCGUAUGGACCACGUUCUCAGCUUCGAUUUGCAUUACAUACCGAAGGAAUCAAUUACUUACCCAUACAACCCAUUUCGAGUGGACGUUGCAUUCAUGGGCACAUGUCUUCAAACAUAUGUCAGGCACCUCGAAAGUAAAAUUCCAGAGCUUGGGCCAUUCUUCGACUCCUUGAUUGACGUCAAUGACCCCAAUCAGCUUUCAGCAAGCCAGGCACUAUCUCGUUUUACAGAGAUAUCCAAUAACCUUAACCCCGAGGUGGCUAGUGCAGCCUUCGAUGGUUUUAUUUGGCGCCGAGGCGGCGUUGUCUCCAAGAGAACAGACGAUGUUUUAACAAUUAAUGACUAG
Messenger RNA from Psilocybe cubensis, 1212 nucleotides. RefSeq lists its product as uncharacterized. The coding region runs from base 1 to 1212 and encodes 403 amino acids. Lineage: Eukaryota; Fungi; Basidiomycota; Agaricomycetes; Agaricales; Agrocybaceae. The record is from RefSeq and is a predicted model, not a curated record. The transcript is spliced from 6 exons.